Cuscuta campestris is the source of this 780-nucleotide messenger RNA. NCBI's taxonomy places the organism in Eukaryota, Viridiplantae, Streptophyta, Magnoliopsida, Solanales, Convolvulaceae. The record is from the annotation of a GenBank genome assembly.
UCAACACAACCCUUGGAGAAAUAAACAAAAUGCUUCACAAUACUUUUAUCAUGGUAUCAGAGCAAAUCUUCUGAGACCUGUGUCGACUUAAUUUUCUCGGCCAACGAGCACCACCUGCAUCUUCCGAUCAACAGACAUGGCGGACGAGAAGGUCGAGAAAACUGAAAAACCUGUUUCACGAGUUUUCAGUGAAGAGGAAGAAAUCGGAGAAAAGCAAGUCACAAAGAUAAGUCCAUAUGAGCUGAGAUCUUCGGAUACUCCUGCUCUCGUCAUCACCCAGAUUAAAUUAACUGGAGAUAACUAUGAAGAAUGGGCCCGGGCGGUGCGAAUAGCUCUCCGAGCCAAAAGGAAGUUUGGAUUCAUUGACGGAUCCAUUCCUCUCCCAGAAGAAGACGAAGAAGAAGCUGAAGAAUGGUGGAUCGUGAACGCCAUGUUGGUGUCAUGGAUCUUUAACACCAUAGAUGGAUCUCUCAGAAAUUCCAUCACACAAGUAGAAGAAGCAGCCCAACUCUGGAACGACAUCAAGGAGCGGUUCUCCGUUGCAAACGGACCUAGAAUAAACCAGUUAAAAAGGGAAUUGGCAAAUUGCAGGCAGAAUGGUCAGGCUAUACCAACAUAUUUUGGUAAACUCAAGAGCAUAUGGGAUGAUCUCGGCACGUUGGAAAAAUUGCCUACGUGCUCCAAGUGCCGCGGCUGUAACUGUGGCACGCUGAAACAAAUCGAGAUACAAAAGGAGAAUGAGAGGGUGCACCAGUUCCUGAUGGGACUUGACAACGAGGG